UGACCUAUAAUCCAUGUAUGGACGAGGUGAGGAAUGACCUGUGACCCGUUCCAGUGAUCACUCGAGGUCAGGGUCACCAGACGGACGCACUUCCUCACAACCCUUCCUUAUUUUGUCGGGAAAUCUUACUUUCUCGCCCACAUUGUCGACCAUGUUGAUCCGAAGGCUUGCAACUCUCUCCCUUCUUACAUCCAUGGACAAAAUAGCUCCUGCCUGAACACACUUCUGAUUUUUUCCUCCUUUCUUUCACUCAGUUCAAAUUAGGUAGUAGUGGCAGGCAGUCUUGCUUUGCACUUAGCUUUUGUUGCGUUCUGUAGUGCCAUCGUGUGCGUGUAGAACCAGUAUAUAAUGGAAGAUUCAAAUUCUGUUGUGCCAAGUGGAGCUUACGGCAUCCCCAAGUGGAUCAUGAAGAAAGGAAUGAGGUAUGAGGUGGACGACUUCAUAGUGUCUCCCCCUUCAAUAGACGAUGGGGGGUUCCUGAGGCUCCGCUAUGGUCGUGCCUGCACACCCCAGCCAUCUCCUCAGGGCCAGGAUGGGGGCAUGACUGUGGAGGUGAAGGACGAUACCCUGCAGUUUUCCCCCGACACGACCCCAACCACCACCACCAUCUCCAUCGGACCAGGAGGCCUCUCAGUUGAGUCGUCCCCAGACACCACUCCCCUCACCACCCCAGAGACCAGGGCAGAAAAUCCUGACGUCCAUCCCUUGCUGGUGCUGCCCAUGAACUUUGGGGGAGAACCCAAAUUUAUAGUGAAGGUAGACCCUCCAGAUUCCCCAAACACCAACACCGAAUCCCUCGGCCCCACAGCUGCCACAGCAUCCAGAGAGCUCUCCUCCACCAAGAGCCUGGACUGUAUAGGAAACCAGAACAGCACACUCCUUGAGAGGGUUCAGUCGCUGUCCCUGACCACCACCCCAAGCCACAGUGUGCCAACAUCGCCGGCGACCAGCCCCUUCACCACCCCGAAGAACUCCCCCACCCUCGGCCGCAAGCGUAUGGUGGGUGUCGCAAUGGAACCGCAAAGGAAGAUCUCGGCCCACAGCUACUUCUACACCAAGCAGAUGCAGGACUACCAAGGCACCUUUAACCCAAGCACCUUUAAUCCAAGCACCCUAAACACGGCCUCCACUCUCAAGCAGGAAGGGCCGGUGCUCCCCAAGCAGCUAGAGGAAGGGGACAUCCCUGCACUACCCAAGGUCAUGGGCCAGAGGAGGAGGCACCCAAAACCUUCAACCCUCCGUGAAAUGAACUUCUGGGCCCCCACCUCCAUGUAGACCCAGCAGGAUGUCUCCAAGGGGAGAGCACGUCACUCCUCCAGUGAGUGCUCCGGAUGGGUAAUCAUGUUCAAGGUUGUUAAAUUUAGGCAGCUUUGUACUUUUAAACAUCAGUUGGUUGCUUUGAAUCUAGCCAUUUUUUGUCCUGUGUUAACAUUAAAAUUUGCUAAAACUUAAGAUUAUGCAGUUUUAUGUAUUAAUGAGAUUAUAUUUUUAAAAUCAAACUAUGGAUAAUGUAUGAACAUGUAUGAUUUUAAAUGAGCACAAGCUAUUGGUGCUCAUGUUGAGGAGGAUUUGUUUGCUGUGCUCGUGUUGAGGAGGAUUUGUUUGCUGCAUGCAAUCUCUUGUUGACAGCAUUUUCUCUAUGUAUUAGUAAAAUAAAGAGGCGUUUUCCUGCAGGAGUAAAGAGUUAUCUAUGUGUUCCUUGUAUGUGUUUAAUCUCACUUAAAGUAAUAUUCUAGCACUUUGUUUCUUUGAUGUCCGUCACGUGCAAUUAAGUGACGCUGUAUCCGUGAGAGGCAGGCCGUCACUGGCGAGUGAUGCAGAGGGGCGCUGUUGGCUGCAGGAAUGUCUUUCACCUCUCCAUUAAAUUUAACCCAGGAGGAAGAUUCCUCUUGGUUGUCUUUCAUUGUGUGUACACCUGCUGACUAAGUAAAGAUCCACAACACUCUUCCAAUGAAUCAAUCGCUGCUCAUGCCAAAAUAAAGACCUUAGACCAUUCUUGAAGCCAUGACUGCUGGGUUGUGUUUGCCAUAAGCUCCUCUUGACAAGUGAUGUAGCCUUUCACCUGUCUUGUUGGUGUUAAGUAAUGAUUGCUUCAUGCUUCCACAUUGCUUCAUACUGAAUGACAUAGACGUUUAAUAUUUCACUAAUCCUUAAAGUUGUUGGUUAAGGAUUUUAGCAUAUGUAUGAUAUAUCCUGAAAUUGAUCUAUAAAGUAUCCUAUUUUUGUACCAUUUGAUUCUUCAAAAUAUUUUUAGGAAUUCAGGGUUAAUUCUUUUUUUUUUGGUUUCUUUCCACAUUAGUACCUUGACAAACCAUAUCUUAAGUUAGUGAUAUGUAUAUUUUGAAAGUGCCACAAACUAUUAUUAAGUGAAUUUACCUAUAUGACGUAAAUUUACUUGUAACUGUAGAUCAGUAAAUUCAUUUGGUACUGGGA
This is a messenger RNA of Scylla paramamosain (green mud crab), 2433 nucleotides long. Its product is annotated as mucin-2-like. The record is from RefSeq and is a predicted model, not a curated record. The transcript is spliced from 5 exons. NCBI's taxonomy places the organism in Eukaryota, Metazoa, Arthropoda, Malacostraca, Decapoda, Portunidae. The coding region runs from base 349 to 1275 and encodes 308 amino acids.